AUGCGGCGCCUGAGCCCACGUUCCUCGUCGCCUUUGCCGCUCAUGUCAUUCCUCCGACACACGAAUCGACGCCAGACCGGCGCUUGCAUUCUGCACUUGUCCACGGCUUCAACUCCUUCAUUGCAGGAGCGUGUUGUAUCGCUGUGCAAGCGACGAGGUUUCGUUUUCCCCAACUCAGAGAUCUACGGCGGCCUCACUGGUUCAUUCGAUUUUGGACCGCUCGGCGCGCAGCUGAAGAAGAACAUUCGAGACCUGUGGUGGCGGGACUUCGUGCAGCAUCGUAAGGACUGCGUGGGCAUCGACACGCCCAUCAUCAUCAACACCGAAGGCCACAUCGAGAACUUCCACGACCUGCUGGUCGAGUGCAAGGUCUGCCACCAGCGCUUCCGAGCGGACAAGCUCGUGGAGGAGCACGGAGUCGAGGGAGCGGGGACGCUCUCCGCUACGCAGCUCGAGCAUACAAUCAAGGAGCGCGACCUCAAACCCUCGCAGUGCACCCAGAAGGCCAAGCCAUGCACCUACACCGAUGUGCGAGCGUUCAAUCUGAUGUUCAAGACGAGCGUGGGCGCCACCACGGUCGGGAACGACGUCUACCUGCGGCCGGAAACAGCCCAGGGCAUCUUUGUCAAUUUCCAGCAGGUCUACAACUCAAUGCGGAGGCGCCUUCCGUUCGGAAUUGGCCAGUUUGGUAAGUCGUUCAGGAAUGAAGUGUCGCCCGGCAACUUCCUCUUCCGCCAGAGGGAGUUCGAGCAGAUGGAGCUCGAGUACUUCUGCGACCCGGCCGAGGCCGACCAGUGGUUCGGGUACUGGGUCGACUAUUGCCACGCGUGGCUGCUCAAGUACGGCAUCAAGCCCGAGAACCUCCACCUGCGCCAGCACGACCCCAAGGAACUGGCGCACUAUGCCAAAGCCACGACCGACAUCGAGUACCGUUUCCCGUUCGGCUGGGGCGAGAUCUGGGGUAUCGCCAACCGAGGCGAUUUUGAUCUCCAGCAGCACAUGAAGCACUCGCAGAAGGAUCUUCGGCACAAGGACAUAGUGACGGGCAAGGUGACGAUGCCCUACGUGAUCGAGCCCGCGGUCGGGUUGGACAGAAUAUUGCUGGCCUUCCUCACGGAUGCCUACGACGAGGAGACCAACGUGCCCACGGCCAAGGACAAGGCCAAGCCGGGCGAGGCCGAAGGCGACACACGCGUGGUGCUGCGGCUGCACGAGGACUUGGCUCCGUACAAGUUCGCCGUCCUUCCGCUGAUGAAGAAGGAGCAAUUGGCCUCGGCGGCGAAAGAUGUGUACGAUGCACUUGUGACCAAGGCGGCAACCGACUACGAUGACACGGCCACGAUCGGCAAGCGGUAUCGAAGGCAGGACGAAAUCGGCACGCCCUUCUGCAUCACCAUCGACUUCGAUACCCUCCAGGACAAGACUGUGACGCUGCGGUGGCGUGACUCGAUGAAGCAAAGGCGUGUGGCGAUCGCCCAGCUGCUCGAUCGAUGCCACGACCCCCAGUGGCUGCGCCAACAAGAGCAAGCAGGCGAAGACGACGAAACCGUCGGCGCCUUCUUGCGUUGA
Messenger RNA from Acanthamoeba castellanii str. Neff, 1569 nucleotides. RefSeq names its product glycine-tRNA ligase. Gene Ontology annotation, cellular component: cytoplasm; mitochondrion. Lineage: Eukaryota; Discosea; Longamoebia; Acanthamoebidae. The transcript has 11 exons. Gene Ontology annotation, molecular function: glycine-tRNA ligase activity; ATP binding. Gene Ontology annotation, biological process: mitochondrial DNA replication; glycyl-tRNA aminoacylation. Bases 1 to 1569 code for a protein of 522 amino acids. The record is from RefSeq and is a predicted model, not a curated record.